This is a messenger RNA of Suillus plorans, 915 nucleotides long. RefSeq lists its product as uncharacterized. NCBI's taxonomy places the organism in Eukaryota, Fungi, Basidiomycota, Agaricomycetes, Boletales, Suillaceae. The transcript has 7 exons. The record is from RefSeq and is a predicted model, not a curated record. The coding region runs from base 1 to 915 and encodes 304 amino acids.
AUGAUAUCUUUGCCCGAAGCUUCGCUUUUAGCGUUGUUCCUGGAGACUUUGUUUUACGGCGUGUUCUUCACUUGUUACUGGUUGACCCUGGGCAUACUGCUCAAGAAGUAUGGUAUUCAACGGGACCUCCUUCUCCCGGUAGCAACCUUGCUGCUUUGCAUUGCAACGGCUCAUCUAAUUAUCGAUUUCGUUCGAGCGCUAGAGGCGUUCGUUCUCAACGUGGAUACAAUCGGCGCGGAUGCCUACUACUCCAACCUCGCUUCACCGUUAGGACUCGCAAAAACCGCACUUUACGUCACGCAGCCCACUGUCGCUGAUAGUGUCCUUGUUUGGCGAUGCUAUGUGCUCAACAAUAGAAGCCUCUUGGUCGGCAUUCCUGGUUGUAUUGUGCUGUUGGCCAAUGGAGCGAUUGGGUACUAUAUUGUCUGGUGCCUUUCUCGAACUGUCGCAGGGACGAGUAUUUAUACCACCAUUCCUGGGUUGAUCACAACUUUCUACAUAUUGACCAUGCUUAUCAGUAUCGUUUGCACUACUCAUGAUGACCAGGAUAUGACAGCUUUGAUUUCCUGGCGCAUCUGGCGCAGUCGCCGUUCCAUCUCAGGCGGCUCCGCUGAUCUUUUACCCGUGAUGAUCGUCAUUGUCGAAGGCGGUGCUAUAUAUGCUACCAGUGUCCUGGCACUCCUUCUAGCAUUCUUGACGGGAUCAAACGGUGAAUACCCCGCGAUGGAUAUUGGCCCUCCUGUUGUGGGAAUCGUAUUCUGCCUCAUCAUCCUGCAAGUACACUUCUGUGUGGGUAACAACCCCCAACCCCACAGCCCAUCAAAAUCCUUCACCAAUCUCUUUGGAGAACAAGGAGAGCAGAACGUGGGCUAUGGCAUAGAACAGAUGAUUGAGGAGACAGAUCGUUCAGUUUGA